UAUUUAAUAUAUUUAAAAAUACAAAAAAAAAGAAUGUCUUCCUCAUUAUCAACAUUUAUUCAAGUCCCUCCAACUUCUGAUUUUACAAUUUACAAUUUGCCUUAUGGAGUUUUCACUACUUUGGAUAAUCAAAAGAAAAGAAUUGGUGUGGCUAUUGGAGAUGAAAUUUUGGAUUUGUCUGCGAUUUUGAAUUUGUUUGAUGGCCCUUUGCUGUUUAAAAAUUUGAAUGUUUUUAAAGAGUCUUUAAAUGCUUUUAUGUCACUUGGACGUCAAGCAUGGCUAGAAGCAAGGGAAACAUUACAAUCAAUUCUGUCUGAUACUAAUUCUGUUCUGAGGGACGAUGAUAAUUUGAGGAAACUUGCUUUUGUUAACAUAAGCAAAGCUACAAUGCACAUACCAGCAAAUAUAGGUGACUACACAGAUUUUUAUUCUUCUAUUCAUCAUGCAACAAAUGUUGGGAUAAUGUUUAGAGGAAAGGAUAAUGCUCUACUUGAAAAUUGGAAGCAUCUUCCUGUUGGCUACCAUGGAAGAGCUUCAAGUAUUGUUGUUUCUGGAGUCCCUGUUCGUCGUCCCUGGGGACAAGUAAAAGCAGAUGAAGCAAAAGAACCCGAAUUUGUUCCAAGUAAAUUAAUGGAUUUUGAAUUGGAAAUGGCUUUUUUUGUUGGUGGAAAAGAAAAUGAAUUGGGGAAACCUAUACCUAUUGAAAAUAUUGAAGAACAUAUUUUUGGAAUGGUUUUGAUGAAUGAUUGGAGUGCUAGAGAUAUACAAAAAUGGGAAUAUAUUCCACUUGGGCCUUUUCUCAGCAAAAGUUUUGCUACAAAUAUAUCGCCAUGGAUUGUAACGAUGGAAGCUCUUAAACCUUUUAUUGUUGCUAAUACAAAACAAGAUCCACCUCCAAUGAAGCAUUUACAUCAUUUUGAUGAUUUUAAUUUUGAUAUUGAAUUGGAUGUUUCUAUAAAACCUAAAGACAGUAAUGUAGACUAUACUCUUUCAAAAACAAAUUUUAAAUAUUUAUAUUGGACAAUAAAACAACAAUUGGCUCAUCAUGCAAGUAACGGCUGCAAUAUACGCCCAGGAGAUUUAAUGGACACCCGAUUCUUUGGGAUGUUUAUUAGAAUUAUCUUGGCGUGGUCAAAAUCCUGUUAAAUUGGGUGAUAGUGGACAAACUAGAAAGUUUUUGGUUGAUGGAGAUGAAGUGGCUAUAAAAGGUUUUUGUUACGAUAAGAAGACAAAUAUCAGAGUUGGUUUUGGAGAAUGCCGUUCUAUGUUAUUGCCUGC
Messenger RNA from Meloidogyne enterolobii, 1278 nucleotides. The record is from the annotation of a GenBank genome assembly. NCBI's taxonomy places the organism in Eukaryota, Metazoa, Nematoda, Chromadorea, Rhabditida, Meloidogynidae.